AUGGGCGUCUCCGUCCCCGGCGCCCCUCCCACGCCGCCGGCUACGCAGCACACGGCCGCCACCAGCGGCGGCAUCUCCGCGACGUCGCCCUUUUCCCAGCAGCGCGAGCGCCUCAUCCUCGAGCUGCUGCCGUUCAAGGACGCCGCCAAGUUCCACGAGUGGCUGCGCGGCGGGCCGGUGCAGGGCGCGUGGCGCGAGUUUCAGCACGACCUGCUCACGCACGUGCCGGCCGACCGGCCGGACCCGGACAAGGCCAAGACGGCGCAGGCGACCAAGGACGCCAUCAACACGCGGUCGCAAAAGUUUCUCUUCUACCACCCCGACAAGAGCGACUGGUCGCCCGAAGACCACUACGUCCGGUUCAUGACCAUUGUCAUCUUGGACUCGCUGCUGGCAAACCUGUGGUCCGACUCGGACUGGAGGAAGAGGAACCUUGAUAUUUGCAAGGCCGUGUACGAGGUCUUGUUUUUCCUGAAAGCAUCACACUAUAUAAACCAUCAAGAUCCGCCAGGCUAUUCGUGUUAG
Molecule: messenger RNA, 525 nt
Organism: Cordyceps militaris CM01
Lineage: Eukaryota; Fungi; Ascomycota; Sordariomycetes; Hypocreales; Cordycipitaceae
Exons: 1
Coding region: 1-525 (174 amino acids)
Source: RefSeq, a predicted model, not a curated record